Molecule: messenger RNA, 1015 nt
Organism: Linum tenue
Lineage: Eukaryota; Viridiplantae; Streptophyta; Magnoliopsida; Malpighiales; Linaceae
Source: the annotation of a GenBank genome assembly
GCGGGCCAAUCAGUUCCUACCAUUUCCCAAUUCCACCUUGUCAAGUUGAAGUCUCUUUCUCGGCAUUUCUCUCUGCCGUCCCCAGCCACAGCCAGCUUUUCAAGUCUUCAACCUCCAUUUCUUCCGACGAUCUGCGGGAUGGGCGGCGGCAAUCGGUGGUUGAGGCCUGAGGUUUAUCCUCUGUUCGCCGCGACGGGAGUUGCUGUAGGGAUCUGCGCCUUUCAGCUGAUUCGCAACAUCUCCGGCAAUCCUGAAGUCAGGGUGAAGAAGGAUAACAGGGCAGCGGGAGUACUGGAGAACUUUGCGGAGGGAGAGAGGUACUCGCAGCAUGCCCUUAGGAGGUUCGUGCGGGACAGGGCGCCUGAGAUCAUGCCCAAACUCAACAGCUUCUUCUCCGACCCCAAAUGAAAUGGGAAAAACUACAUUGUUUUGUCCCCAAGCUGUUCUAAUACAAAAGAAAUGGAAUGCGGUGGAGGACUCUAUUCUUGUGAUGGAAACAUUGGUGUUGCAGUUUACUGGACGCACAUAUUCAAACUCAGAAAAUAACAACUGGUUCUGGAUUCACUGCAUGGAUGCAACUUUGACCUAUCUCUUUGUGCUGUGAUUAUGUGAUGCUCGUUCCAUGGGGUCUAUUCCAGCGCUUUUUUUUUUUUUUUGAGUUUUGACAAUGGCUAUGCUCGUGCGUGUUCUCGAUGUUAUGCUUGUGAAUGCAAAUAUUAGUUUAGAUCCCUUGGGAAAUGCAGACUGGUGAGCAAUGUUGUCAAAAUCACAUUUUAAGAUUUUGAUGACGUUGCCUAUGAGAGACGAAACUUGCGCCUGUAAGUUGUCCUUGCUCGUCUGAAGGCCGCUCGAAAUCUGGAGAACCGAAACCUACUUUGUGGGAUGUGGUAUCUGUGGAUUUGAGAAUGGCGUUUGCAGAAGUACAGGAUUGAUGGGUUUAGAUGUAUUGAACUAUUGUGAAAUGCGCCAAGAUGAUCAAUGUUAGAUACACAGGAAAUGAUGAAAUCAAAUACCC